CACUUGAAAUGAAUUUCCCAUUCGAGCGGGCAAUCGUCGUUUCUUUGACAUUUUCGUCACUCCACUAAAUUCACUCCCACUCGAGUGUGAAAGCAAGACAAAGCACCUUUGGAUCGCGCUCGUGACGUGGAAUGGCAGAAGGACUAUGUGGAAAUAGCAGUUUGUCUGCAGAAACGUAAAGAUUGAAGUGCGUGUGUUGCAAUGGCGGAACUACCCUCGGGACUGUUGGAGGCAUGCGUGGUGCUCGGGGCCUCCAGUGAGAAGCUCCGGGACCUAUACCAGCUUCAUCAACAAAAUAAGUUUGUGGAAUUUCCCCUUCUGGAUGCAGAGGUUCUGCAGGUCCAUAUCCCGCCUUUUGUCUCCAAGGAGACCAAUUCCAGUCAUGUGAUUGGUCCUUCCUUUAGCCGUGUGCAGCGGCGGAGAAGCUUCAUCAAGAAGAAGAAACGGGACCGUGCUCCAGAUUCCGCACAUAACGGGGAAGCCGCCAAUCACUCGGAGGUAUCCUCGGCAACAGAGGACAUCAGCGUUCCGAAGGAUCUGGACCUUAUCGCGUUGCCCCAGCUCUGUUUUCCCGGUGGUCUUCAGUUGUCCAAUGAGCAGAGAGAAGACGCGUAUCACUUCCUGGUUUUUACCGACCUUUUGGGGAAUCGAACUCAUGGAGUUGUGGCGCAGUACUACAGAGCCGUACAGCCCUAUCAGGAAGCUUCCAUCCAGAACGGCCAUCGUUGGAUUUCCUCGAAAUGUCGUCUUUUCGCUCCCUACGCCGUGUGCGUCAUCUCCAAGUUGCCCUACUACAACGCCUUGAGGGACUGCUUGUCGUGUUUGCUGGUCCAGUUGCGACCCGGCAGACAAGUGGAUUUAGCGGAAACCAUGAAGGAGUUUUCCGCCAAGUUGUCCCUCGUCCCGUUACCGCCUCCUGGACAGCUACACGUGUCCUUUAGCCUGCGUCCCCUGCUAGUGGUUCUCCCAUCCAGGGAGAACCAGGACGGCCCCAUCAUCGACGUGGACUUGCACCUGCCUAUGCUGUGUUUCUCACAUCCAACACUCCUUCAGAUCUUGUCCUGCAUGCUCCAAGAGCAACGUCUGGUCUUCUUCUCAUCCGACUGGGCCAGACUGACUCUGGUUGCUGAGUGCCUCUUGCUCUAUCUGCAGCCGCUCACCUGGCAGCACCCUUACGUUCCCGUGCUGUCUCGAGGAAUGCUGGACUUCCUGAUGGCGCCCACCGCCUUCCUGAUGGGCUGCCACAUCAGUCACUUUGAAGAAGUGGCUGCGGAGACGGAAGGUCUCAUCCUGGUGAAUAUCGACGACGGUAUCAUUCAGUCGUCCUGCGCCGACGACGUCGACCUCCCCGUGAUUCCUCUGAGCGCGGCCGAGUGUUUUAUUUCGAGAGCCGAGUCGCUGCAGCUCCACUACGACCUGGAGCUGUGUCACCUGGGAAGGCCCACCGACGCCAUGGCCAUGCAAGCUCAGCGGCGGGUCUGGCAGAGACGACUCAACAAGCAGAUACAAAACAUCUCCCUGGAGCUGCUGGUCAACAUCUUCAGAGCCGUGCAGGACUUUCUAAACCACGAGCACAGAGUUUUUAACAGCGAGGAGUUUUUGCGGACCAGGGAGCCAGCGGACCAAGCCUUCUACAAAACGGUUUUAGACACACACAUCUUUCACUCAUUCCUGCGAGACAGGCUCAACAGGAAACAGGACAGCUUCAGCCGCAUGGAGCUGAACACGCGCAACCAAGCGCACAGGAACCGCGGCGUGACCGAGACGUCCCGGCGUCCGCCCAUGUCCGAGUUGUCCCGCAACGGCUACAGCAGCUACGCCAGCCCGGACAACCGACUCAGCAGGCGGCUGGGGGCCAGCAUGCCCAACCUGGACCAGUCGCCCCACGAAUCUUUCAACGGCAUCAGCCCACUUAGGCCGGCUUCUCUCCGGAAGAUGACCCCCGACUCUGGCUUGAAGUUUCCUCAGAAACCCGUGAUGGUUUUCCGCCUUCCCGAAUUCCCGCCCCCUUUGGCCUAUCAUUAUGUCCAAAAUUAUUACGCGGAAAUGGUUACGAGUCUGGGCAAGGUCAUAAGCGCCACUGCUCCCGAUGAAGCUGCUCUGCUGGCCAGGUACCAUUACCUGCGUGGUUUAGUCAACACGGUGUCAAACAGACGUCUGGACGCUUUGGAGGACUUCCAGAGUCUUUACAAGACCGACUCGGACAUCUUCCCUUUGCAGAUGGUCAAAUCUCUGGUGGACUCGCUGUCGGAAUCCGACCGUCUGCAGGCGGACAGGCGGACGGAACUCAAGCGUCUCAUCAGCCGCCUCAAGCGGGACCAGGAACGCGAGCGACACGACAGUAAGCCCGAGGAAGGCACGGUGAAACGUUUCCAGCUGCCCAAAAAGUACAUGCAGCUGGACGAGUUUGUCAAGUGCGUCCAGGAAUCGGGGAUGGUCAAAGACCAGGGGACCAUUUACAGGCUUUUUGACGCUCUAACUGUUGGGCAUCAGAAGCAGGUUGGACCCGACUUGUUUCGUGUUUUCUACACCAUCUGGAAAGAAACCGAGGCUGAGGCACAAGAGGUAUGCUUGCCCGCGUCUGUGUUGGAGCACAUCGAACCCAGCGAGUGCGUCUUCAAGCUCUCCUCCUCGGUCAAGACCAGCCGCGGCGUGGGCAAAAUCGCCAUGACCCAACGGCGGCUUUUCCUCCUGACCGACGGCCGGCCCGGCUACGUGGAGGUGGCGCAGUACAGGGAUUUGGAGGAGGUAAAAGUGUCCUCGGCUCCUUUCUUGCUCCUGCGCAUCCCCACCUUGAAGCUGCGCGUGCGGGGCAGGAAGGAGGCCUUUGAGGCCAAUUUGAAGACGGAGACGGAACUGUGGAACCUGAUGGUCAAAGAGAUGUGGGCCGGACGGGACUUGGCCGACCAGCACAAGGACCCCCAGUACAUGCAGCAGGCUCUGACCAAUGCCUUGCUGAUGGACGCCGUCGUGGGGAGCCUUCAGAGCAGCAAGGCCACUUACGCCGCCUCCAAGCUGGCUCACUUUGACCGCAUCAAAAUGGAAGUGCCGAUGAUGGUUCCCAGGACGACGGCCGAGACGCUCAAGCACAAGAUUAACCCCUCGCUGGAACUGGCCGCGCCUCGUGCCGUCGACGCUCUUCUCUACACGCCGGGUCAACUGUGGGUGUCUGUGAGCGGUGGCAAGGUGAUGGUGUUUGACGCCUCCAGCUGGUCCCUCACGCACACUUGUCAAGUCGGCAACGCCAAAUUGAACUGCAUGCUAGCCGUAGACCAAGACCAAGUGUGGAUGGGCUCAGAGGAUUCCGUCAUCUACAUCAUCAGCAUGGUGGCCAUGGUCUGCAACAGACAGCUGACGGAUCACAGGUCCGAGGUGACCGGACUCGCUCUGGACACGGACAAAUACAGUCAAAAGGUGGCGUACUCCUGCAGUGCCGAGGGAACCGUCAUGGUGUGGGAUGUUUCCACACUGCAGGUGAAGAAGAGCUUUCACCUGUCCUGUGACCGCCUGCACUCGGUGCACGGCUUCAACGUGACCCUGUGGUGCUGUUCCAGGGACAGCAUCAUGGAGGUGUGGAGGAACGGCUCUUUAAAGCACCGUCUGAACUUGCCCGAGCAACACAAAGGCUCUGCAGCCACAUUCAGCGCUGUGCUCUUGUUACCUGAGAGGGAGGAAGUGUGGAGCAUAUGCGUGGAUUCCGGACAGGUUUGCAUUUGGCAUACCAAGGAUGCAUCAAAGCCCUACCACCGGGUGGCGCUACAGGACUGCACUGGAUGUCACUGCAUGAUUAGAGUGAAAAACCAGGUGUGGAUCGGCGCGGUCGGCCGCUCGUCCAGCAAAGGGAAGGUGUACAUCCUGGACGCCGAGCGCCGGCAGGUCGUCAAGGAACUGCACGGCCACAGCGACAAGGUGACGGCGCUGUGCUCGGCCGAGGACCGCUACGUGCUCAGCGGCGCCGCCAAGCAUGAUGGGAAGAUCGCCAUCUGGAAGGUGGAGUAGCAAGUGUUGUUUACAAUCGCCGGCUCCUCAUGUGACAAGUAUGGAGCAAGCGCAGUAUUACGCCGAGGCUUUUGUAAGCUCGCCUGUCCUCCAGCUGUGAAUUCAUUCCGUUUAUAGGAACAUUUUAUUCUGCUCGGGGGUUUUGCAUUCAUGGCGCCUCUUUGGUCGUAAAGAUGCUAUAAACCUCGCAUGAACCCAGUCCUGAGCUUACACAAGUUAUUGACCGCUAAUAUGAACCGUACGAUUUCACGUUAUCGCUGCCUGUAAAAAAAAAAAAAAGCAUUUUUUCCCCCAACUCUGUCAUUGCAUUGAAAUGCAAAAUGGGGAAGUCAACAACUUCAGAACAUUCUUGCGUCAUAUUGUUGCAGAACCAAUGGCCGCUUUUGCUUCUGUUCUGUCUAAAGUGCGGAGUUGACACUUUUGUCUUUUAUGAUGAUCGGCUUUUUGAAAAAAGAAAUACCUCACUUUUGCAUCAAAGGAACAAAAUCAAAUAGUCAGACAUGGCAUUUCGGAGAACUCUUCAUGGGAAGAUUUCCGAUCCUUAUAUGAAGGAAUGCAGAUGAACCAAAGAAAAACAAACACUUUAAGGCCAUAAUAUGCCUCAAACAUGAUCUUAUUAUAUCUCACUAUUUAAUCUGUACUGUAGAUACAUAGGCAUUUUUUGUAUUCUGUACAUUGAGUUUUUAACUGCAAUAUAAUGGCACUUUCUGUUGCGGAGGGAAGGAAUUGAACACAUUUGUACUGUUCUUGUUUUUAAUGUGAUGCUUUGUUCGAAGGUAUUCAUAAGUACUUGAGCUCUUUUUAACAGUAAACGCAUUAUGUGCAACAAAAACACUUGGAAA
Messenger RNA from Syngnathus typhle (broad-nosed pipefish), 4841 nucleotides. It is a transcript of the gene dennd3a, whose product is annotated as DENN/MADD domain containing 3a. Gene Ontology annotation, biological process: regulation of Rab protein signal transduction. The coding region runs from base 202 to 3999 and encodes 1265 amino acids. The record is from RefSeq and is a predicted model, not a curated record. NCBI's taxonomy places the organism in Eukaryota, Metazoa, Chordata, Actinopteri, Syngnathiformes, Syngnathidae. Gene Ontology annotation, cellular component: cytoplasmic vesicle. The transcript is spliced from 30 exons. Gene Ontology annotation, molecular function: protein binding.